Molecule: messenger RNA, 12721 nt
Organism: Pseudopodoces humilis (Tibetan ground-tit)
Lineage: Eukaryota; Metazoa; Chordata; Aves; Passeriformes; Paridae
Source: RefSeq, a predicted model, not a curated record
CGCCGCCGCCGCGCUCGCCUCCGCUGCCUCCUCCCCCGAGGAUGCACCCGGACGUGUGCUGAUGUGUCCCAUGGCACGUACAAAAUGGUGGCCAUGUGGCCUGGUGGCCACACUGCUCUAACUUCAUCAUCUGCAGAAGGGGAAAACACAACACUGAGCAAGUCUCAUCAAGAAAAGGUGAUGUCUGCUUCUCAGCUUCAGGAAAGGGUCUGGGAAAGAAACCCGAAGUCGUGAGUCUGGUGGAGCCCUGAGCGUUUCCAAACGCCCUGCUCUGAGUUCAUCCCACCAGUCAGUCUGUGCAGCGUGAGAACUGCUGUUGCAAAACUACCAGAUUCAACCUCCUGGGGAGCCUUUCUGGCCAAGCUUGUUGUGGUCAGUUUUCAGUUCUCUCUUGCUCCUGGACCUUGUUCCAAAUUUGAUGUGCUCGAGAGGGAAGCAUGUUAGCAAAGGAGCUUGCCUGAAUGCUGAGUGCUUUGUAACUGUGAGUGCCUGAAUGCAUCAGCCUUUGGAUGUGAGCAUCUUCCCCUGAAACAGCCUUGUGAUAUCCAAGUGCCUGCUCUCUUGGGAGGUCCCUUGGAAGAGCCUGUCUGUUCGUCUGACUGGGUGUGUGACAGGACUGCCUUGCUUCCAGCUGAACCAUGUCCCACCCGUCCUGGCUGCCACCCAAGAGUACCAACGAGCCUCUUGGUCACAUUACUGCAAGGAUGGAGACCACACACACCUUUGGGACUCCCAGCAUCUCUGUGUCAACCCAGCAGACCCCAAAGAAGUUUGCACCUGUGGUUGCCCCCAAACCAAAGUACAACCCAUACAAGCAACCAGGAGGUGAUGGGGACUUCCUUCCUCCUCCGCCCCCUCCUGUGGAUGACCUUGGGAACAUCACAUCAUCACAAGGUGCCUUUCCCCCCCCACCCCCUCUGGAUGAUGUUACUUACAAUGUGCAGGUGAAGCCUGGUGGCAAGACGCUUGAGGAGAGGCGGUGCAGUUUAGAUGCAGAAAUCGACUCUCUGACCAGCAUCCUGGCCGACCUAGAGAGCAGCUCUCCAUACAAACCUCGGACUCAACAGGGUUCUGGGACCUCAAGCAGCUCCGCUGCCACCACCCCAUCCGUGUCCACUCCUGUCACUGGCCACAAGCGGAUGAUCAUCCCCAACCAGCCUCCCCUCACCGCCACCAAGAAGUCCACUGCCAAGGGCCCGGGGCAGCCAGCGCCCAUCCCGGUCACUCCCGUUGGCACCCUGAAGCCGCAGCCGGUGCCGGCCUCCUACGCCACGGCCUCCACGCCGAGCCGCCCGGCCUUCAACGUGCAGGUGAGGACGGCGCAGCCCAGCCCGCACUACCAGCCGCCCAGCCCGCAGCCCGGGCACUAUGGCAGCCUGGGGCCCGGCCAGCCCUAUGCCACCGCGCCGUCCCGCCAGCCCGCCGCCCCUCAGUAUGGAGCGCCACAGCCCCACGGGCCCAACUACGGCUACGGCCCUCCGGCCGGCCGGCCCGCCGAGCCCGCUUACGGAUACGCGCCUCCGCAGGGUCGCUACCAGGACCCCUACUACGGGGGGUACGGCGGCAGGAACGGCUCCGAAGCGCCCUACGUGCCUCAGAGCUCCUGGAAGGCCGAGCCGGCGUACCCUGUGAGUAAUGCCAUGGGCCAGGCUCCCCCUGGGCUCUACCAACCACCGGGCACGAAGAAGACCUACAUCACCGACCCGGUGCUGGCCCCGCAGGCGCCCACCCUGCAGCAGAAGAGUGGGUAUCCAAGCUCUGGACCUGCAUCAAGCACACCUGCCUUCAGGCCUGAGGAUGAGCUGGAACAUCUGACCAAGAAAAUGCUGUAUGACAUGGAGAAUCUUCCCUCUGAUGAGUACUUUGGACGCUGUGCCCGCUGCGGGGAGAAUGUCGUUGGAGAAGGCACUGGUUGUACAGCCAUGGACCAAGUCUUCCAUGUGGAGUGUUUCACCUGUAUAACAUGCAAGAGCAAGCUGAGGGGACAGCCUUUCUACGCUGUGGAGAAGAAAGCCUACUGUGAACCUUGCUACAUUAAAACUCUGGAGCAAUGCAGCGUCUGUGCAAAGCCCAUCAUGGAGAGGAUCCUCCGAGCCACUGGGAAGGCCUACCAUCCCCACUGCUUCACCUGUGUGAUGUGCCAUCGCAGCCUGGACGGGAUCCCCUUCACUGUGGAUGCUGGUGGCAACAUCCACUGCAUUGAGGAUUUCCAUAAGAAAUUUGCCCCAAGGUGUUCUGUGUGUAAGGAGCCCAUCAUGCCAGCCCCGGGACAAGAGGAGACCGUGCGCAUUGUUGCCCUGGAUCGCGACUUCCAUGUCCAGUGCUACCGGUGCGAGGACUGUGGUGGCCUCCUGUCUGAAGGGGACAAUCAGGGCUGUUACCCUCUGGACGGGCACAUCCUUUGCAAGACCUGCAACUCUGCUCGGAUCCAGGCUCUGACUGCCAAGGCCAGCACUGAUCUCUGAGGAUCAACUGUGACCCUCCCCAGGAUGCCCAUUGGGGGAUAUUGCACAAGCUUUGCAUGAUUUCUUUCCAGCCUAGGGUCUGAAACUCUGACAUUUAAAAAAAAAAAAAAAAAAAAAAAAAAAAAAAAAAAAAAAAAAGUAAAACUGGAAGGCCUUGGAGCAAGAGGGCAGUUCGAGAGGCCAUGUUCAGACUGCCCACGACAGGCACCUAAUUUAGACACAAGUGUUCAGGAGGGCAGUGAGUGAGUCAGAGCAGCUGCUCUCUCUGCAGCCAAUGGAGUUAAGGGUCACAGCACCUAAGUUAUCUGCCUGUAGGAGGUCUGAACAUGGUCCUUACUAUGCUUCUGUGUUUGAUUCCUGUUUCUUAAGAAGUACAUGAAGGUAGAGGGUGAAAGAUGGCUGAGGUUCCUGCCAAUGUAUUCUGAGAACCUGACCAACUCUCAUUGAAGUCAUGGGACAUCAAUGUCUGCUGGUGAUUUUAAUAGGAUCUGUGUCACCAGCAGAAGUAGCUCCACUGUCCUAGAAGGAGAGCAGACCCAGCAUUAACACAAACAGUGGAACUGCAACUGUACUGCACCUGAGUGUAGGUGUGAUCUUGUAUCCUUGGGACAGAUUAGUUAUUUCUUAGGCCCUUACUUGUCUCCACUCCCUUCCAGUUCAAUAGGAUUUUUCUUUUACUCAUGAAAGUCUACUUAGCUAUUGCAUAAAUUUAUUCAGUAGUGAUGCUUCCAAUUCACAAUGUAUGAGAAAUCACAGAAAGAUGUGAGCUUGCACACACUGUGCACUACAUACACACUACACACUACACACAAAACAUGCUUUUGAUUUACCAGAGGCAUAAGCCAGUCAUGUCCAUUGAGCAGAUCUUUAAGGGAUGUGGGGCUGGAAAUACAUUUCUAAAAUCCCAGUGGUUAAAAAAAAGAUAAAAAUGACUACACAGAGCUGCAGUGCAAAGCGAUGCUCAAAAAAAUCUUACGCCAUUCUCAUACAGCCCAUUCUAGUGGGACCACUGGCAAUGUUGGUCUCUGGGUAGACAUUCAAGCAAUAAAGUCUUACUCCAUCUCCUGUUAUUGCAAUGGGAGGAUUUUUCUUCAGCAGUAACAGGGAUUGAAUCAGGCUUUGGGAUGAUAAACAUUUCUUUGAUGUUAACACAUGUGAUCUGUAUUUUUCAAUAAAAAAAAAAAUCAGAUCUUGUUUCAACAGCAGCAAAAAAGAUCCUCCUAAAUACAUGUUCAGUUUUCAUCCUAAGAAAGCUAAAGAAAGUAUUAAGCCCUUCACUAUGCCUUUCCAGAAAGCAGGCAUAUUUUUUUUCUUCUUCCAUUUUCAUCCCAGCCACUUAUAACUUGCCUCUGGUGAAAUUCAUGGCAGUAGAAUGCUGGGCCAGCAAUAGCAUUUUCAUCUUCUGUCCAGAAUUAAUAUACAGGCCAAGGUAAAUAAAACCUGGGCAUAGGAAAUAAUUUUUUUUCAGAUGAAUGUGGGUAUGGGUUUUUUGUGGUUUUUUUUUAGUUUGGUUAAUUAAAAACAAAUCAAAAACUUAAAAAUCUAUGGCAUUCUGAGCAGCUAUAAUAGUCUUGUUCAUGAAACCCGUAAUAACUAAGGUGCAAAUUACAUAGUGAGGGAGUAAUUUUCAUAUCACUGAAUUGACAUUAAUAUCUUAUUUGCAGAUGUAAUCAAGGAAAAUACCUUUCUUUGCACUUAAAUUAAGAAGCAGAAUUGAAAUAGUUGCAGUCUGAUUGACCAUAUAAGUGACAAACUGGCACUUUUCAAGAGUAAGUUAUAAGAUUUUUAUUCAUGCAUCCCACUGAAAAACAGUAAGAAUGUGGUGAUUUCCUUUUUGUAUCAGGUUUCUGUUACAGAGAAUAAUUACAUCCACUAAUGCUGAAAAGAAAAGUUAGAUGAGCUGAACUGAUAGGAAACAAAGGAAAAAUUGUGAUGUGAUACUGCAGCUCCUGCAAAUGGUGCACUUCCUUUCACUUUAGCACUAACCUUUCUGGAAGAGCACUGUGAUACUCAGUAGCUUCAGCUGCCUGUGGUAAAUUCAAAUGCAGAAAUACCAGUCUGAAACCUCCAUUCCUUACAUGCUUUAUAUGUUGGCAAACUUUGCCAGUCAGGGAAGUUUCCCAAAAUUAACAGCUUGAAAUGAAUCCGUCUUUGUAGAAGGGUGGCAUCAUUGAGCAGAAGUUUUCCUUCGCCACCAUAGAGGCUGUGCUGAAGCAGUUUGACUUUUUAUACUGGAUUUCUACCCUGGCCAGCAAGAAUGUUACUGCCUCAGACAUAAACAGAUUUUUUGGCACCUUGGCUCCCACCAGGUUCCACCUGGGCUCCUGCUCCCUGAACCGUGGCAUGUAAGGUCCUUCUGAGCUCGCGUCUUGACAAGCAGUCUGUACCACCACCACUCCAAAAACCUUGCAAAUACUGAGCAAAUCUAGUUUGAACUAACCUUACAAAAACAAGGGAGGUCAGUGCUGGGAUACAAGCACAGGUGAUAAUGCCAUGCACUGAGGUGCAGAAUGGGCCGUUCAGCAGGCAGAAGAUGUAGCUCUGGUCUUCCUUACUUUUGUGAGUGUUAAAUCAAGUGGCUGAUGAGACUUUCUGAAUAACACUGGGGCAAUUGAUGGCAACCAGCAGCUGUGCCUUCCAGCACAGAAUGUGGCCUAGACUAAGGAGAGGACCCAAGUUCAGAGCCUUUGGGCUUUUUACAGCCCUGCCACAGGCUGAACUGGAGUGAGUCAUAUCACUCCUUGUUUUCUGCCCUCUGCAUGAGAGAGCUUCUUUGCAGUUUCCCAGAGACAUUAUGGGGAUUAAACUAAUCACAGACUAGCCCAAACUACUGAUUUCUGGUGCUCUAUUUUCUCUUUCCAGAAAAGUUUGCUGGUAUGUAGGCCUGGGAUUCCAGCUCAUUUCAAUGCAUGUGGCCAGGAGAUCCAGCUCUGAAUCCUCUGUUAUGAGAGUGCUGUGGUGAGGUGGGCUGGCAUGCAGGGAGGUGAGAGCCAAACUUUUGAAGCAUUAAAUACUUUAUGGAUGAAAUAUGAUUGACAAAGAUUGAACAGUGUUGAUGUUUGAGGUGCUGUGGCUGGUUUCUAGACCUGACACAUCUGUGCAAAGGUACUAUUGAUGGGGUUUUUUUUCACCCCUAGACACCAAAGCCAUCUGCCUGGAAGGAGUGAGUGUCCAAAAGCCUCGUCUUUAUUCUGUGGGGCUUUAUUUUUCAAAAUUGCUAUAAAUAUAUUUGAAAGAUCUUGUAUAUACAUCACAGAGGCUCUCAUCAUCCACAUGUAUAUGGUAAUCUCUCUGCUGAUGCUUCAGGAUUUAAUUAGGAAAUGCUGGUGGGAUUUAUCUCAAUUGCACUGCAAUUAAGAACCACUGGGAUAUGGCUUCAUCACAAUAUUUAUCACAUAUUUAUAAUAUAUCAUGUUUAUCUCUUCCAAAGAAGGAGUCUUUUUGCCAAAGAGACCUUGGUUUUUUAAAGUUGGACCUUCUUAGCCAUGACAAAAAUUCACAUCAUCUGGCUGUGGUAAUGUCCAAACUGUUCCUUUCAGAAAGAGUUGGAAGAUCACACAAACAUUUCUGUUCAAGUCUGCAGUUUCUGCUUAUGCUGCUUUGUCUUUGUCUAGCAUUUUUUGGCAAGUAGGGCCUGAUCCCAUGAUUUGUGUGGCCAGACAGGGCCCAGGAUCAGGUUCUAAUUUAGCAAAAUAUUUAAGUCCCUGGGGUUUGUUUAAGCACGGACUUAAAACCAUUGCAUGGUGUGACAUAAGCCAUUAAUACCAGACUGGUUCUUUAUCCCCUGAUCAUACAGGUUUGAUCCGGGUAGGAUGUGGGCACAGUCAAAUUUCUAUCAAAUUACCCAGAGCACAGGAAAUGGCUCCUGUGUCACCCUUACGCCAACUGUAGGAAAAUACCAUAGCUGAUCAAAUGUAGCAUUUAGAUGACAGGAGGCUGAGUUGUUACAAGGUGAGUGCUUUGUGUUGGGUGGCUGUGGCACCUUCCAUAUGUCACAAGUAGCCCUACAGCCAGAUUUACUGUAUCUUUGAGCAAUGGCUUUAAAACUGUCUACUUAAACUUUCUCCAGGAGACUGGGUUGCCUUGGUUACAGCCCAAUCCUUAAGCAUAUCCCCAAGGCUAACACUAGCAUUUUGUGAAUGUGAUGGUUUUAUUGUCACUUACUUUAUUCAUUGAACAUUGCUUUUAAAAACAGAAAGCCACAUCAAUUCUUUAGCCUAUCAGAUAACAAGCCUUUAAUUUUGGUUUUGGGAGGGGUGUUAAUAUUUUAAUUCUUAGAUUUUUAUCAUGGCUGCAAAACACUUGGGUAAUGACUUAAUCAUAGAGGUGUGGGAGUACCGAAGUGUUUAUCACUCUGCAUAACAGUGUUCAUCCUGAUAGCAGGAGCGAGACUUUAACAAAACACAGGCCUUAAGUUGAUUUUCUGCCUAUCAGCAAAAUGUGCCUGGGAAGAAUGAGAAAAAAGUGUCUUUAAAGAAAUGGUGGUUGUUAAAGAGAACACAUGACAAGUCUGUCUGAAAUCUCUUUGGACCUGUUAUGGCUGCUGCCUGGCUGUGGUUAACUCAAGCCUGGCUUAGUCAGGUUUUAUCAGCAUUUAUCAGUAUUGAUAAAUGCUGGUUCCUUUUGAUUUUGAGAAAGUCUGGAAGGCAAGGGAUAACAGGACCCAGGAGAAGGUUCUUGAGAGAAAUCCUGUGUCAAGGAUAGACACGUGGUGCUUGCGCUGAGUGUCUCCAAAAGGGUUUGAGCUGCUGACUGGUGUCUGUUGGUGUCUGGUUCCUGCAGUUGGGGCACAGUGUUGAUUUGCUGUUUGUUCAGCGGCCUGGGUGGACAACACCUCACACAGCUUCAGUACUGCAAGCUGGGACUGUUGGAGAGGGGGUGCUGAACCAUCCCAUGGUGGUGAAAUUCCCACGAGAAAACACCAGCGAGGGUAACUGAGGGUUUGUUGUGGAAGGAGGGCAGGAACUGCUUCAUAACCUAGAGGUUAGUAAAAUACAGACCAAGAAAGCUUUGAGAACACUAUUUCCACUUAAAUCUGGUUGCAAUUUUUACUCUAAAUUACGUGAUACCAGAAGGGCCAUUUUUUAAUGAGAAAGUCUCUCUUUUUGCAAUGUUACCCACAACAUUUUCAGGGGGUUGUUUUUUCUGUUAUGAUUAAAAUUAUACUGAAUUUUUAUCUAAAUAAAUUUCAGAAUUGUUAACAAAUAUUUUUAUUUCUCAAAGACCCAUGUCAUCUUUCACAGUUUUUUGUAGUUCUUGGGUUUCUUCUACUGGCAAAUUAAAGUUUCUGUUACCAUUUUGAAAAUUUCUUUGGAUAAAAAUUCUACUUAAAACCAAGCAGAUGUUCUUGGGAAAUGCUUCAAUAUUGGACCUGGAGAAAUAAAAAAAGCUUUGAAAUUUUUCACAAGAUAUUUUUUCCCUAUUUUUAACUAGUUUUGCUAAUUUUGAAGUCACUGUUUCCUUUGCUAGAAUAAUCCAAGUAAUGUGACUCUGAAAAUAACAGUGUUACUUCUAUUGCAUUCAUUUUUCUUAUCCAUCUUAAAGCCAUGGAGUGGCUGGCUAUGGGGACUGCCAGUGUCUUUUUCUGUGGCAACUUCAAAUUUCUUCUUUGUUUUUAUCUUGAGGUCUCUUUCUGUUUGGCUUUUUCCCCUGAAAUUACUGAAGACUAUAAGCUCAUUAUGGCAACUGCCAUGAAAAUCAAGAGAUACUGAUUGAACUUCAUCUCCUUUCUGGGCUUGGGAAUGGCAUUUUUCCUUAAACAUUUCUAGAAAUAUUACCUGUCUUCCUCAGCAUUUCAGCUUUUUAUUUGCAACAGUUGGUUGCCCAACUGGCAUUUGGAGCCUGAUAGAGAACAGACUUUACACCUGUGAAAUGAUAACAUUCACCCAGCAUCUAAAAAUCUAAGAGAAAAAACGUAAUCUCAGUAGGUUUUCUGGUGGACAUUGAGCUCUCACUUUAGCCUGGAAAUUUUCUGCUGUAGUGUGAAAAAAUCUAAGUUCCACCCUUGCAGAGCAGUCUGGCAUACAGACACACAUGUCAGGUGUUUGUGGGGCUGUAACUGAGUAGAAAUACAGGCUGCAAUAUUGACGACUGUUGCUUCUUAUACUCCAAUGGGCUUUAUUCCUGACUACACGUCCCUGGUCUCUUUGGCUUCAUGUAAUGUGUGGAAGCACAGGGUUUAUCACGGGUAGCAAGGACAUCCAGUUGAAACUUUUUUUUAAAUUUUGCCAUUUGUCCAGUAUUCUCAUCCUACCUAGAUAUUUUAGAAAAUGAAGAAGGAAACAGAAGCCCCAGUGGUGGUAUUACCUUUACAGUUCCAGGGGUUAGAGUCACUCCCCAGGAACACCACGCUUGGGGUGUCUCUGCUUUUCUGCCUCUGCCUCCCCUUGUCCACAAGCCACCCUCUUACCCACUUUUUCCAUGUCCUCAGUGUGCACUCAUCUUUGCAGUAAAGAUGAUUUCUUACUUCACCGAGGUAUUGUGAGUCUUAGCUAGUAGUUGGAAAAACUUGUUCAGAUCUUUAAUCAAGCAGUUUUGUGUGUCCUUAGUAUCAGUGGCCUGCCAUAUGGAUAUCAAAGAAAAUUGUUAUAAUUAUUGCUUUUUAAAUGAUUAUGAAAUUGUGCCUUACUUUUUCAGUCAUAUUUAACCGUGUAAUUUAGAACCACAUGAUUGCAGGGAUUUACCAUGAAGAAAUAUAUUUGAAGGAUAGUUUGUUUUUUAAAUAUUUUUUUUCCUCAAAAAUGAUUUUAUUAGCUUUUCCUCUUUAUUUUUUCCUCCAGUUAUAUUGUUUUAAUAUGUUUGUGUAAAAGGGCAGCCAGAAUUUGCAUUCGUGAGAGACAGAAGAUUUUAUUUGGUGUUGUAUGUAAAGCUUUCAUUUUCUUUUAUGUUCCUUCAGGAAAAUUCCUCUCUCCCCAAUUACUCAUACUGAGAUGUCUUUAAAUGCAGGCUGACCAGUAAGAGUUUUUUGUUGUUGUUGUUUAAUUUAGUGUGUGGUUUGCUUUGUGGUUGUGGUUUUUCUUUUAAUUAACCAGAUAUCGGCUGCUGGGGAGGCAUUGCACAUUAAUGCAGAACGUUAAUGCUAAUUUUCACAGAAAAGACAAAAUUAGAGUCUUUCCCUGUCUCCAGUGCAGUUUGGUUACUGCUCUGUGUACAACACUAAUAUUAAGCCAGACUGUAAAGGCUAAAUACUCAGAGUGACCUACUUCCAUUCACCAGCAAGAAUCCUUUGUCAGCUGACUCCUGUUUGUUUGUUCAUUUUUAAAUGUCGGAUUACAGAACUAGCAUCUCCUAAAGAUGAAAGAAAACAGUGUUUUCAUGUGCAGGAAAUUUGGGGUUGCAGUAACAGAACAUUUUCUUUGUGAAUUUGGAUGUCAUGGUGUUUUAAGCUCCUGCCUGGAGCCUAAAUCAAUUUGGCCUCUCAUCCAGUUCAUCUAACUGGUGCUCCUAAAAGGCUGCAGCCCUGCAAAAGCUCAUGCAGCAUUUUUGGCUGCCUUCCCUUGCUCCCAUUUGGUACAUAUUUGCACAAUUUAACUGAGCUUUUCUUUCUGCUGAAGGUCAGAUGCAAGCGAUACGAAACACUAAACUUUAUAAACAAGCAAAACCAUUUCAACCACAGCAUUUUGGACUAGAAUGGAUUUUUAGGUGGCGCACUGUCUGCUGGCCUUGGGAGAGGGGAUCCUGAGACUGCAUUGGACUGGAACAGGAUGCAAAGCCACAAGCCUUGUUUUUUUUAAUAAACUACUUACUGUAAUCCAGCUACACAGUUUCAGCCUCACACUUCAGAAGAAGCUUCCAAUGGCUAUGCACGUACAGGCACUUUCUCUCUUGCAGAAAGUGAAACUUUCCCAACCAGAGUAGAUUUAACCUAUUGCAUAAGAUGCUGGAAGUUGGUUGUUUUUUUAUUUUCCUUGGGAUUCUCACUGUAACCUCUGUGUGCAGAGGAUGAAUAGCUUUUCUUUUUCCUCCUCUUUUUCUUUUCCUGACAAGAUUAGAUGUUGCAUAUUGAUGAGCUAGCAUUUCAAAGGUCCGUGGGGCUUUAGAACAUAUUAAGAAUCUCUGAAGUUUAAUAUUCACCAUGUUUUAAAUAUUCAAAAGGAAAAAUCUGCAUAAAAUAGCUUUUGAUAAAUACAUUCUAGGGAUUCUUUCUUUCUAUCUUACACAAGCAUUGUGGGGAUUGUGGCUGUGCCAGUUUUGUUCCAAAGUGUCUUUUGUUUCAGCAUUUCAGGAUCAUUUUGGUCCCAUUUGUAUGCCCAGUACCAGUCCUGAAAUCUGUUAUGGUUCCUACUGAGACUGUACAGCAGGCACGUGGCUGUGACCAAGAAAAAGGCUCAGCUGAGCAUUGGAACUCCUGAAUAUCUGUUUGGGGGCUUCCUCCUUAUGACAGCUGGGCACAUCCAGCCCUUUUCUGUGCCUGCUUCUUGAGAUGGGGUUGGGAUCAAUCCAGUGGUCAGGCCCACUUUGAGAUCUUUCUGCAAAGGUGCUCUAUACCAGUGGGGUUCUGAGACUGGAAAAUACCUUGGGUGCAAGAGCAAAGCAAAGUGUCAUUUGAUGCAUCUCAGAUCUCACAGGGCAGUCUCCCCUUCCUUGGAAGUCUCUUUGGUGAGAAUCUCAGCAGUAAAAAAAGUGCCUUUAGGAGAAAUCCUCCCCUAGGGAUGCUCCAUUUCUCAUGCUCUUGAAAAUCUGAUUUGAGCUUUAGCUGAGGAGGAUCAAUUGCUGGCUGUAAAGGCACAGCUGUUUUGCUGUAAUAGCAACACGUGUCCUUAGCCUCCACGUCCUGUGGUACGUCCCAGGGUGUUGCAGGACAGCACUUCGGUCCCUCCUGCACCCAGCCUGGACUGUCACACCAGUCCCUGCUGAAUCAGUGCCUGGUAUUUGUUCUCAGGACCGCUCUGGCCCGGGCCAAGGGCACCUCAUGCCUCUAUGCAAAAGGUGGUGCUUUCAGGUUUUACUUUACAAAUAAUGCAGCUCUUUCAAACUCACCUUUCUUCUCUCACAUAUUCUUGACAGAAGUAGGAUUUUAAAUAUUUAAUAGCAUCCUUCUUUCUUCUUCCUUUUUGCCAGAUGCCUUGAAAACAUUGUCAGAUUACGAUCUGGGGGGGAUCAGGAUCAGUUUCCUUUCCUUCUUGAUUGCAUGGUGUAGGUUUGCAAUGAGGGUUUUGUCCUUUUUUCUUUUUUCUUUUAUUUUCUUAGUCUUACAGAACACAUGCCUUCAUUUUAUGCAGAGAAGGAUUGUCUAUGAUUAGAGCUAAUCCAGGAUGGCAGGAUUGGACCCCCACAGCGAAAGCUAGAAAAGUGAUUGCAAAAGUAUUCUGUUUCUCCUUUAUUAAUUGCACAGGAAGUUUCCACCAAAGGCUCAUGUAGCCCAACUGGCCUAUGUAAUAAGUAGCAGGGCCUGUAAUUACAGUCUGUCUUCUGAUCCUAUCUGUGCUCUGACUUUCUAGGCACUGAAGUUCUAUUUACAUCUGGCUCUUUGUCACCUUUUUAAAUUUUUGAUUGGUCACUAAGGGAAGGAGAGCACGAGCCAUGAGCCCUGCGAGGUGCAGUGAGUAUGAACGAGGGAGUCCUCCUCCCUCUCAGGUAUCUGCCUGACUUGGGACACAGAGCAGAGCACGAUGAGCGGGAGGAUUUUAGCAGCCAUGCAGCAGAGGAAGUGGGCUGCCUGCCAACGGUAUCUUUCAAGACCUCUGAGUUCUUUAUAGCACUGGGAAUUUGAACCUUUUACAGGUCUUAACUAGUGUACUCUCCUGUGAGAUAUUUCAUCAGCAUUUCUUUGCUCAGAGCUAUUCCUACAGGAUUUGACCUUUUUUCUCUGUAAGAUUCAAGGUUUUAUGGUUGCAAAGAGAUCCUUCCCCAUAUGGCAUGAGGAGGGAGAUGGCUUUUGGCAUCGUGCAGAGAAGCUGUGUUACAAAUCCUGGUAUCAAUGUGGAAAGCUAGAGUAACUUGAGUGGGAGGGGAAAGGCAGUGAUUUACACAUGGUUCAGUACGAGGUUCACCAGCGAGCACAGCCUCAAGCAGAUGAGCUCCCCGAGGUGUCAGUUCUGAGACCUGCAGGAUAAUAAUGGGCUGCUUGUGGGAGUGUUUGGUGCUGGACACUUUGGGAGUAAUCUCUUGUCUCUUUGGAAACAUGCACUAAACUUUGUGCAAAGCUACAGAAUGGUGUCCCCCAGACCUCUUCCUCAAGGCAGACUCCGGUGCUAUGUUUGAUCAAGAGGAAUGAAAGCCAUUAGGCAAAUACUGUACUCUGCAAAAAAAAAAAA